AUGUGCAAAGCUCACUCAACAAAUGACUGGUUAAUUAUUUCACAUGAUUUGACAGAAGCCCUUUCGCAUAUUCACACAAAAGGCUUUCUUCACUGUGAUUUGAAGGCUAAUAAUGUUCUUGUGAGUAACAAACAUGGCUACAUCAUCGAUUUUGGAAAAGCAUGUGACAGCUCCUUUCCUCCUGCAAAGAAGUACAGCAUCUGUUAUCCUCAUAUUGCUCCUGAGGUUCGUAAUGGUUCUCCCUGUAGCAAAGCCAGUGAUAUUUUUUCCCUUGGUAAAAUUCUGUUCAAAGUAGGUGUUAAGCAAAACAUUCCACUUUUGGUUUCCAUGGCUCAAGAAUGUUUGGAUGCCAGCCCUGUAAGAAGACCAACAACAACAGGUAUUAUGGCAACACUGGCUUCCAUAAUAUCUCACUGA
Pocillopora meandrina is the source of this 417-nucleotide messenger RNA. Lineage: Eukaryota; Metazoa; Cnidaria; Anthozoa; Scleractinia; Pocilloporidae. The record is from the annotation of a GenBank genome assembly.